Morus notabilis is the source of this 887-nucleotide messenger RNA. RefSeq names its product gamma-glutamylcyclotransferase 2-3. The record is from RefSeq and is a predicted model, not a curated record. The transcript has 8 exons. The coding region runs from base 95 to 664 and encodes 189 amino acids. Gene Ontology annotation, biological process: glutathione catabolic process. Lineage: Eukaryota; Viridiplantae; Streptophyta; Magnoliopsida; Rosales; Moraceae. Gene Ontology annotation, cellular component: cytoplasm. Gene Ontology annotation, molecular function: gamma-glutamylcyclotransferase activity; glutathione specific gamma-glutamylcyclotransferase activity.
CUGAUUUGUUUAUUUCUCCUCCCUCUCCUUCCCAUCCCUGUCUCUCUUUUCUCUGCGUUUGGUAAGAGAGAAAAAGGCAGAGAAAAGCUCAAAAAUGGCGAUGUGGGUUUUCGGGUACGGUUCUCUGAUAUGGAAAGCCGGCUUCAACUACGACGAACGCCUCGUCGGUUUCAUCAAAGGCUAUCGCCGUGUCUUCUACCAAGGCAGUACGGACCACAGAGGGACACCGGAGUACCCGGGAAGAACCGUGACGUUGGAGCCUGCGGGGGGCGAAUUCUGUUGGGGAGCUGCCUACAAGAUCUCCAAGAAGGAAGACCAAGAAGUUGCAGUGACGUAUUUAGAAGUGAGGGAGAAGCAAUAUGACCAGAAGGCUUAUGUUGAUUUCUUCACUGAUCCUGCAGCUACUGCUCCAGCCGUUUCAGGAGUAAUGGUAUACAUUGCAUCUCCGGACAAGAAUCAUAAUGUGAACUACUUAGGGCCAGCCUCCACUGGGGAGAUUGCCAAACAAAUUGUUAAAGCUGAAGGUCCCUCAGGACCUAAUAGAGACUACCUUUUCCAACUGGAAAAGGCUCUUCUUCAACUUGGAUGCAAAGACAAGCACGUAAUCGAUCUUGCGACUGAAGUUAGGCGGAUUCUUGCAGAGACGGAACCAACUUCUGCAUAAUCCAUAGUUGCAGCAGAGAAGUUCCCAUAGUUCAUAUAUUGAAGAUUAUUGUUCCAUGAGAAACAAUGUUAGGAUUUAGUCAUGACAUGUUUCAGCUAAACUACCAAAUGUACGUUUACUCAAAAAACGAGCCGCAAUGCCCCUAUUUGAAAGGAUGAAUUUAGGCAAGGUUGAAUGUGAAAACUUGAAUCGUACCAAUGAGCCAAGAGUAAUGAAACCAUAA